GGUAUCACAGGUUGUUGUAUGCAGCUGACACACACAUAAAGCAGGAAUGGCUGAAACAGGAGCCCCUCCGGUGCCUAGCCCAGCUGCCCUCUCCUACCCUGCAGCCUCGGUCAACCUACCCACUGGAAUAGAGGUGCUCAGGACAUAUUCAGGAGCCUUCAUCUGCCUGGAAAUUAUAUUUGGAGGCCUUGUGUGGAUUUUAGUAGCCGCUUCAAAUGUUCCAGUUCCUAUCGUGCAAGGAUGGGUGAUGUUCGUCUCAGUCACAGCCUUUUUCUUCUCUUUAUUGCUUUUGUGCGUGUUCGUUUGCGGCCUUAUCCAUAUGAUUCAAACAAACUGGAACUUUGUGGAUCUCACGUACCACUUCUUUGCGUUUGUGUUCUAUUUUGGAGCAUUUGUACUCGAAGCUGCAGUCACAUCUUUAGCUAAUAACGCGAGAUAUGAAAGCUCAGUCUUUAGAUUAGAUAAUCGUAAAAUUGGACUCAACGUAGCAGCAACGAUAUUUGCUUUUGCCACAACUGCAUGUUAUGGUUGUAGCAUGGUACUUGGAUUCCGUAGGUGGAGAUCAUAACACAAAACAAGCUGAACCAGACACAUCCUAUGAAUGCCAUUGGAUAUUUUUGUGACGAAAAUAUCUGAUAUACUAUAAAAAAAACAACAGCAAUUUAAAAACAGAAAAAAAGAUCAUUGGAGAGACUAAAAAUGUAUUUUGUCAAGGAAUGUAGACAAUGUUGACGUCUGGAAGAGUGCAUCUAUAAGUUUAUGUGUUUGCAUAAGUGGUUUGUAUAUUUGCUAUGCUAAACAAAUUAAUACCAUGGCUUAUGCAUGUACACAAAUAACUGUUAAAUCAUUGUAUAAACGCAACACACCAAUGAAGGUGUUACAGGAAAAUGGAAGGAUAUCUGAAUAGCCAUUUCUUCUCAAUAUUAUAGCCUUUUGAGUUCAUUUUAUGUGACAUACAUUAUUUAAAUUGGUUAUAACAAAAAGGCGUAGCGACAGCACUCCCAAAAUAUUUAUUGAUUAUUAAGGAGACAGUACUUAAAGGAAAUAGAUGCUCGAUAAUAAAAUACUGUAAUGCCCUAGAGCAGGGGUGUCAAACUUGCGGCCCGCGAGCCUCAUGCGGCCCUCAACCUAAUUUUGUGCGGCCCACGCCACCUCCAUGAAAAAUAUUAAUUAUAAUAUGCUUAUUACUUAAAGAGCGAGUGCGCUUACUGUUAGGGAUGCACAUACAUUAAAACAUACGUUAUUAAAAAGAAAAAGACAGAUAAGUGCAUAAUGAUUUCUUUAACACAUGCAGUUCAUUACUAUGGUAGCACUGAUUUCCCACAUCAUUUCUGUCCAUUCCUUUCCAUCAUUUUCUCUUUAACUAAAAUCACAUACUUUAUAUAUAUUUCUAUGUAUUUAUUUUAUAUUAUGUACAACAGGUAUGUCUAUCACUAUUAUAAACAGUGGGUCGCAGGUGGAGCAUGUGUCUCACCUUCUUAAAAGCAUUAGAGCACAUUUCCUCAAGCCAGAGUAAGUUAAUUAGGAGUUACAGAACACAAUCUUUUGAAAUUUAUACAGUUAUAGCAAAUGCCCCUGUACUGUUUAGCAAUGACAAGAUAUGUAGGUAGUGUGCGGCCCACGUGAGUUGUACUUGUAUGGAAAAUGGCCCGCGACUAAAAUGAGUUUGACACCCCUGCCCUAGAGCAUUUUAUUAUGACACUGUUGCUUACUCGUACUGUAAAGAGGUUAAACGCAUAGUAAAAGUAAGCAUCGGAGCUGCACUUUCACUGCCAUUCUUAAGCUGAACAUGAUCAUUAAUUGGAAGCUAUGCACAUAUGCAGUUCAAGGUUAGGUUACCAGUGCAAUUAUAAAAUGCUCUAAUGCAUUAGAAGAUAUUAUUAUCUCUGUUUUGUCCCUUUAAAUAUCCUUUAGCAAUCCUGAUAUAUGUGGGAAACAGGGGUGGCUUACCCUGCAAUACUUAUUACAGCAAAAUAAAAAUUACAAAACAGUCCACUAGGGUUAUAUUUGUGUGUGUCACUUUUUAGUAAGGUGACUGAAUGCCCCCCUAUAUUCUGGUAUGUCCCCUUGUCUUGUCCCCUUUGUCUUGUCUAAAGGAUGUUCCAAAAACUUUAAAAAUACAUUCUUGAGAUAUCCCAAAAGCAGUGCAUAAAAAUGAAAUAUAUGAUGCAAUAUGCACCAACUAAAGUCUAAAAAACAAAACUUAAUGAAUACUAUUAUUUUUGUUGAUGAAAUACACCCCCCCCCAUAAAUCUUUAGACUUUACAAUGGUUAAUAUAUUCUAAGAUCUUUAGACCCUUUUCAGUUUUUUGAUGUUCUAUAAUACAUAGUGUUUUAUACCCUUCCACCCGUAAUCGCAUAAUUAAAAUGUCUUUCGUUUGAAUUUUACACUAAAAUAUUUGGGUUUUAAUGCAAUAUAUUUUUGUACUAUGCAACAUAAAUAUUCAUACAUUAUGAAAUAUUGUACACAGUUGUGUGAGAUGUUUUUAUUUGGAUAUAGAAACCUUUAAACAGUAAAAGACAAUUAUUGUACAUCUACAUACAUAAACAUUUUGGAAAGAGCAAUGUAAAUGGAAAUUAUAUUUAAACUAUGGCUAAAUACUGUAUCAUACUUAUUGUAAUUGUGUAUAAACCAAUUCUAAAUUUAUUUAAGGAACAAUUUUUUUAUGAGAAAUACAAUACAGUUCAACCUACUUUUUUCUGCUGUAGUACUUCUGUAAUUGAUUUGUAUGGUACAAGGUACAAAGCCACUUGUUUCUGUGUUUGAUCAUUAUAGAGAAGAUUAUGUGGAUCUUAUUCUUUUGACAAUCCUAAAACAAUCAUUAUUUUUUUAUUAUUAUUUUUAUUAUAAAUUCAACAUGUUAAACUUGAAGAGUACAGUAUAUAAAUCAGGGAUUAUUGCUGGAUUAUAAUGCUAAUGUAUGGGUUUUUGGGUAAAAGCCAACAUUUUUCAAAUAAAAUGAUUAUUGUUGUAGUAA
Bombina bombina (fire-bellied toad) is the source of this 2978-nucleotide messenger RNA. RefSeq names its product mal, T cell differentiation protein 2 (gene MAL2). NCBI's taxonomy places the organism in Eukaryota, Metazoa, Chordata, Amphibia, Anura, Bombinatoridae. Gene Ontology annotation, molecular function: structural constituent of myelin sheath. Gene Ontology annotation, biological process: myelination. Bases 47 to 568 code for a protein of 173 amino acids. The transcript has 4 exons. Gene Ontology annotation, cellular component: membrane. The record is from RefSeq and is a predicted model, not a curated record.